Pocillopora verrucosa is the source of this 3217-nucleotide messenger RNA. Its product is annotated as apoptotic chromatin condensation inducer in the nucleus-like. NCBI's taxonomy places the organism in Eukaryota, Metazoa, Cnidaria, Anthozoa, Scleractinia, Pocilloporidae. The record is from RefSeq and is a predicted model, not a curated record. Gene Ontology annotation, cellular component: precatalytic spliceosome; ASAP complex. Gene Ontology annotation, biological process: RNA splicing. Gene Ontology annotation, molecular function: RNA binding.
UGAACUUCACGAGGUUCAAAAUCCAACAUGGCGGAGCGUGAGAUCACAAUCAGAGGAAGGCGACUUUCUCAAUUGAAAGUUGAUGAACUUAAAGUUGAGCUGGAAAAACGCGGCCUCAAGAAAAGUGGAAACAAAGGAGUUCUUAUUGAGAGGCUACAGGAGGCCAUUGACAAGGAAAUGGAAAUGAAGGAAGGGUUUGAGAGUUAUCCUGUACCACAACAAGCUCCUGCACGGGUUGGAGAGCCAUGGCCUCAUCCCAUGAUGCAGCAACAGCAACAACCUGGUGGUUUCCCUGUUCAGCCAAUGGGAAUUCCACAAGGAAUGAUAAAUCAGCAACAAGGAUUGUUAAACCAACCUCAUGUUAUGAUGAACCAGCAGCAGAUGAUGAUGCAUCAGCAACAGCAAAUAACAUCACCUGUUCAAGUGAAGGAAUUCAGAGAACAGUGGCCUCAAGCCCAAAUUCCACCACCCCAAAUGUUAUAUCAACAACCACGGGAACAGCAAGUCUUGAAUCAACUACCUCUAAUGGCAGACAAGAAACCUUUAACACAUGCCUCAAAUCAUCAAGUUCCUCCGCCUGUUCUUGAACCAGAAGUUGAAUCAUCAAGCUCAUCAGAUAACGAGCAAGACUCUGCACAACAGUCCUCAAGUUCAUCAAGCCAGGAAUCAGAUGACCAUGAACAGGAACGACCCACAUCACUGUUGAACUAUAACUAUUCCAAUGACUCUAGGACUGAGGCGAGGACUGCCCCUGUAGUUCAUGAAAGCAAACCCAUCACAGUUCAGAAUGUCGAGGAACAGUCAAAGGAAUCUGCAUCUUUGGCUCCAAAAGAAGAGGAGAUGAAGAAAGAGGAAGAUGUAGCUGCUAAUGAUAGACCAGAGUUAGGACAAGAUGAAAAAGCAGAUGUUGAAAUGGAUGGAGAAAAGACAGUUGCAGAACUAAAGGAGAAUGACAUUAAGGAUGAAGAAAACAAGAAAAAAGUUGUUGAUGAAGGUGAAGAUGGAAGGCAAAAUGAAGUAGUUGGCAAGGAAAAGGAAGGGGAAGUGCCUAGUGAGUCUCUUGAGAAUAAAGAACCAGUUUCAACACCAUCUCCUGCAGAAGAGAACACUUUUGAAGUUGAGCCAAGUGAAGAGGACAAAGCUGUCGUAGAGGAGCCAAAAGUUCCAUCACCACAGAAGCCUAGCUCUCCAGUUGUUACUAAGAAAAGAAAAAUAAACAUACCAAGAACAUCUCUGCCAACCACUCCUACGUCUGAGGGUCAACCAGGAUCAAGGAAAAGGAGAUGGGGAUCAUCCUCAUCAAGCAAGAAAACGUCUUUGUCCAUUAGCACUGAUUCACUGAAGGAUUUAAUUCCAGGAGUGCAAGUGCACAGUACCCCUGCCUUGGAAGCAGUCAUGGACAUCAGAGGUGAUGAUAAUGAUGAGGAAGAUGAUGAGCCAGAAGAAAAGAGAAAGAUUGAACAGAAAACCGACGAGGAGAAGGAAGAAUUAUCGGCAGAAACAAUGCCUGAAGUGAAAGAUGAGGGAAGGAGAAGAAAAGACAGGAUCGUGAAGGUUGAAGAGAAGAAAACAAUCAAGCUUCAAAGAAAGCUGGUGGUAGUGGAAACUGAACCUGAUACAUUGAAAAUGGAGGUUGAGGAAGAGCCUUCAGAGAACAAACUGGAAGAUAAUCCAUAUCCGAGGCGGUUGUCAGCCCCAGUCCAAGAGGAAUCCCCAAUACCAGCAGGCAAACGCUCCCCGUCACCCGCUAAAAAUCCCCCGUGUAAGACACUGCAUGUCAAGAACCUCGUACGACCUUUCACACUGAACCAGCUCAAGGACCUGCUCGGCAAACAUGGAACCUUGGUGCAGGAUGGAUUUUGGAUCGACAGGAUAAAGUCACAUUGCUACGUUGUGUACACUGAUGAGGAUGAUGCAGUGGCCAGCAGACAAGCCCUACAUGGCAUCAAGUGGCCAGCAACAAGUCCGAAAAUCCUUGAUGUUGAUUACGCUGAUGAUGAUGAGAUGGCAAGAGAUACAGAUGGUCUUCUCGGUCGCGAGAAGGAAAAAGAACGAGAACUGAAUGCGGAGAAAGAUGAAAUAAAAGAACGUGCAGUUGAAGAAGAAAAACCAAUGGUAACAGAAGAAAAAGAAGAGGAAGAAGAAGAUCAAAAGAACGCUGGUAACCUGCUAGAUAACCUUUUCAAAAAAACCAAAACUAUUCCCUGCUUGUACUGGUUGCCGCUCACCGAUGAACAGAUCGCGACGAGAGAACGGGAAAGAGAGGAAAGACGGAAAGCUAGACAGGAUGAAAGAGACAAAGAGGAACAAGAACGUAAAGAGAGACAACAACAGCGAGAGAAAGAGCGGGAAUUGGAGCGAGAGAAAGAGAAACGAGAACGGGAAACUACCGAGAAACAGCGCUCUCGAUCGCCGAGAAACCGACGAAGAGAACGAAGCAAAAGCCGAAGUAGAAGUCGGGGACCAAGACGGCGAUGAGUUGACAUUCCGAUUUAUUAGACUUCCGUUGUAAUACUCAGUUUUAUGUUGGUUUUGUGUUUGACUUGUUUAAGGGGUGACUUUAUGUCUCUCUUUAGAAACUAACCGUUAGAUUGAUUUCUCUUGGCGCAUCAAUACUUAAGCAAGGCCUGUUUUGGUAGCGACUGUUUGUCCAUUCCAAUAUCAAGCAACUAUGGCGAAACUGCUCCUUCUAUUCGAUCAACUAUUGACACAUACUUUUUACGGAACUUAGUGAUUGUCGAUUCAUUCUACCAUUUUAGCCACUUAACCGAAGUUUCAUCCUUCUUCAAAAAUACCAUUUAUUUUUUAACGGUUUUAGGACAAAUUUGCCAAAAUUUCUGUCCCUUUUUUCAGAAAUUUGUCACAAGAUUUCGUGAUAUCAUAGACAGGUUCAACGCUUUCCGUUUUAAAGUACUCAUACACAUUGAAUUAUUUCUGUAGAUGUUUUCUGCUCACGGGUCAUAGUCGGUAAUGGGAGCAGUGCUUCCUGGCGUUUGUGGCUGGUCAUACACCUUAUCUCAUGGUCAGAAAGAAAAUUAGAAGUUUUGCACUGACUUGCUUUGUUGUGUUUAUUUUGUUUUUGCAACACCUUCUAGUUCCCGGGAACUAAGUGAUAUUACUACCUUCUUGUUAAGCAACGAAAAGUACUUUGCUCUUCGUUUGUAAGAUAUUAAGUGAGAUUUAUGGAAAAUCUUGUGAAUAAACGAAACUGUGAAUA